AUGAGCGCCCCUUCGAGCACCCCGUCCAUCCAUGCGGACGAUGAAUGGUCUCCUCUGAAGGCCGUGAUUGUCGGUCGCGCUGGUCGUGCAUGCUUUCCAGCCGCACCGCCGGCGAUGAUUGCAUCGACAAUGCCUGCAGCUCAUGUUCACCGGUUCAGAUCACGGUCACCCUUCCCUGAGGACCUCAUUGAGAAGGCCGAGGCGGAACUGGACUGCUUCGCAGCCAUCCUGAGGGCCGAGGGCAUUCGCGUCUACAGACCGCCAAGUGGUAUUGACUGGUUGGCGGAAGAGGGCUACACGGGGGCCAUGCCACGGGAUGGACUUAUCAGCGUGGGCAAUACGCUUGUGGAGGCUUGUUUUGCCUGGGAGUGUCGGUCGCGGGAGAUCGAGCUGGCCUAUGGAGCUAUACUUGAGGAGCUGGCUCUGCAGGACCCACGCGCUCGCAUCAUCCGCCGACCAGGAGACACCUUUGCGAAUAAUUUACUGAACGAAGACGGACCAGACAAGGCCAAUGGCUGGAUCAUCAACAACAGCCGCCCGGCAUUCGACGCGGCGGAUUUCAUGCGCUUCGGCACCGUCAUCCUGGGCCAGUAUAGCCAUGUCACCAACCAAGCGGGGGUGGACUACCUCCAGCGGCAUCUUCCGGCGGGAUACCGUGUCGAGAUGUUGACCGUGAACGAUCCUAAUGCCAUGCACAUUGAUGCAACCAUUCUGCCCCUCCGCCAGGGCCUUCUUGUGUACAACCCGAACAAAGUCACCGAAGCAGCGCUGCGAGCACAUGAGGUUCUGGCAGACUGGGAGCUAGUCCCGUAUCCAUUUAACCCGCAAGAACCGGAGCAUCCUCCACUCUACAUGACCAGCCCGUGGCUUUGUCUAAAUGCCCUGGUAUUGGAUGGAAAGAGGAUGAUUGUGGAGGCUGGUGACGACCGGACGGCAGAGUGGUUUGAGACGCUGGGAAUGACGUGCAUUCGCUGCCCCUUCAGACAUGUGAACAGUAUUGGGGGCUCUUUUCAUUGUGCGACAGUGGACCUGGCCUUUGAUGCGUUUCGUGCGCGAAUCCUUCUCCAAGAACCGCAAUCAUUUCCAUGUAUCUACGCGACCAAAGGCUUCAAGGCAAAUGAACAUCGCUUCUGCUUCGUCGAUCACGCGGGUUCCGACGCAGGGACACCCAUUGCGGACGCAACACUAGAUCGCCUUGCCGCUGCGUUUGACGACUAUGCCCAGAACUGGCGCCAGUUCGGCCCUAUGACAUCGCUGGUGGUCUUAACUCCUCUGCCCCCUGCUGCGAGCUCACGCGUGUCGACAGCGUCGCUGGCGGACGACCGGCAGCGUUUUUGGGAUCUCCUGCGCGGCAUCAGCGACCGUGACCCGCACAGCUGGCCAGCAACUGUUCCUCAGGAUGUGGAGAAGCCCGCCUGGACGCUCAUGUUCCGAGGAGAGCGGUUCGUCGCGCUGGCGCUAACACCGCGGUAUCAGAACCGUCAGUCGCGAUUCUGCGCUGGGUUUGUGCUGGCAUUUCAGCCCAUCAAAAUCCUCCAGGAUCUUCUCUCGACGCCAGAGAAGAUGGCAAGCGCAGUUGGGACGGUGCGUGCGCUGACGGACAGCCAGGACGCUGUGCCCUACAGCGAUGAUGUGAUUGCUGUUGGGGAGGGCAGACAGUCCGUUAGUACAAUGUUCUUCUUGAGUGAUGACGGAGAAUCGUGGGGAAGUCUGUACAGCAAGAUCAGAAGCAAAUAG
This is a messenger RNA of Aspergillus udagawae, 1737 nucleotides long. RefSeq lists its product as uncharacterized. Gene Ontology annotation, cellular component: mitochondrion. Bases 1 to 1737 code for a protein of 578 amino acids. The record is from RefSeq and is a predicted model, not a curated record. Gene Ontology annotation, molecular function: amidinotransferase activity. NCBI's taxonomy places the organism in Eukaryota, Fungi, Ascomycota, Eurotiomycetes, Eurotiales, Aspergillaceae. The transcript is spliced from 2 exons.